Molecule: messenger RNA, 1942 nt
Organism: Brassica oleracea var. oleracea
Lineage: Eukaryota; Viridiplantae; Streptophyta; Magnoliopsida; Brassicales; Brassicaceae
Product: L-ascorbate oxidase-like
Exons: 4
Coding region: 75-1796 (573 amino acids)
Cellular component (GO): extracellular region; plasmodesma
Molecular function (GO): oxidoreductase activity; copper ion binding
Source: RefSeq, a predicted model, not a curated record
GCUUCGAAACCUCUUUCAUACACCUAACACAAUCUAUUUUAUAAUUCAUAAUAUACAAGCCAAAAAAACGACCCAUGUCCGUUAUUGUGUGGUGGCUAGUAACGGUGGUUCUGGUGGCGGUUCAUUCGGCCUCCGCUAGGGUUGUAGAAUUAGACUGGGAGGUUGAGUAUAAGUUCUGGUGGCCAGAUUGUAAAGAAGGCAUCGUUAUGGCCAUCAACGGCCAGUUCCCGGGGCCAACGAUUGAUGCUGUCGCCGGAGACAUCGUCAUCAUUCACCUCACCAACAAACUCUCCACCGAAGGUGUUGUCAUCCAUUGGCACGGCAUACGUCAGAGAGGGACACCAUGGUCAGAUGGAGCAGCUGGUGUGACACAGUGUCCCAUUAAUCCUGGCGAGACUUUCACUUACAAUUUCACAGUCGAUAAGCCGGGAACACAUUUCUACCACGGCCACUACGGGAUGCAGAGAUCAGCGGGACUGUACGGGAUGAUGAUAGUGAGAGCGCCUAAAGAGAAACUACGUUACGAUGGAGAGUUUAAUCUGCUGCUCAGUGAUUGGUGGCACCAAAGCACUCACUCUCAAGAACUGGCUCUUUCAUCGAGCCCUAUGCGUUGGAUAGGCGAGCCUCAGAGUCUAUUGAUCAAUGGGAGAGGACAGUUCAACUGUUCUCAAGCUGCGUAUUUAAGCAACGAAGAAGGGAAGAGGCAGUGCACGUUUAGAAAAAAUGAUCAAUGCGCACCUGAAACGCUGAGAAUUAGGCCUAAUAAAGUUUAUCGUCUUCGGAUCGCUAGCACCACCGCUCUUGCUUCACUCAACUUGGCCGUUGAAGGACACAAGCUAGAAGUCGUUGAAGCCGACGGCAACUACGUCAAGCCGUUCACCGUCGACGACAUCGACAUAUACUCCGGCGAAACCUACUCCGUUCUCCUCCGAACCCACUCAUCUCCAACCAAAAAGCACUUCAUCUCCGUCGGAGUCCGUGGUCGGAAACCCAACACCACUCAAGCACUCACCGUCUUAAGCUACGUGGACGCACCCGAAUCCGCACGCCCAACUCUUCCACCACCGGUGACUCCAAGAUGGGACGACUACAACCGCAGCAUAAGCUUCUCCAACAAGUUCUUCGCCGCAAAAGGAUACCCGCCGCCGCCGGAGAAAUCAGACGAACAGCUUUACCUCCUCAACACGCAGAAUCUCAUCGACGGCCACACGAAAUGGGCGAUCAACAACGUCUCCUUGUCCGUCACGGCGACGCCGUACAUCGGAGCCAUCAGAUACGGGUUGAGCUCGCUUAGCUACUUAAAAUCUCCGGCGAAGGAGCUGGUGGAGAGCUACGACAUCACGAAACCUCCGGUGAAUCCCACCACCACGAAGAGCAGCGGGAUAUACAAGUUCCCGAUGGGGAUCGUGGUGGACGUGAUUCUCCAAAACGCCAACGUUUUGAAAGGUAAGAUCAGCGAGAUCCAUCCGUGGCAUUUGCACGGCCAUGACUUUUGGGUUUUGGGUUACGGCGACGGGAAGUUCCGGCCAGGAGUUGAUGAGAAGAAGUAUAAUUUGAAGAAUCCGCCGUUACGGAAUACGGUGGCGUUGUAUCCGUUUGGUUGGACGGCGUUAAGGUUUGUAACGGAUAAUCCUGGGGUUUGGUUUUUUCACUGUCAUAUCGAACCGCAUUUGCAUAUGGGUAUGGGUGUGGUUUUCGCUGAGGGAGUAGACCGGAUUGCGAAGAUGGAUAUACCGGAUGAAGUGCUCGGUUGUGGGUUAACCAGGAAAUGGCUCAUGAACCGGGGACGCCACUAGAGAGCGGUGUUAUUCUAAUAUUAGUUGUGUGUGUUUUUGAUGUGUGUGUUAUAAUACCCUUGUAUGAUUGUUAAAUUAUUUUGGUGACAAAACCAAAUACUAUGUUUUGAUUAAGGCUUCAUCGAAACAAUCUGUUUUAUUCUCUU